GGCAGUUACCACUCUGCCGCCCACCACCCUCGCCGUCGGGUCGCUUUUCCCCGCCCCCACCGCACCAGUUGAGCUCAUAAUCCCCACCUCCUCUCUCCCUCCCUCCCUUCCUCUCUCCCCCACGCAUCUCACACCUCAUCGAGUCCUCGCGAGGGAGACCCAGUCUGCCACUCCCAAAUGGUGAGUGCGUCGAGCCUUCUUCUCCCGUCCUCCGUGCGGGACCUCGCAUCCUGCGUCGCCGACGGCGCCGUCCGCGUCGCAUGCACCACGCCAUCCUCCACCCUCGUCGCUUCCGCCUCCUCCCCCAGCUCGCCCGCCUCCCCGUCCACCCUCUCCGUCGCCGUCUCCUACCGCGCCACCCCACUCUCCACCUCCUCCCCGCCGCUCCUCCUCCACCUCACAUGGUCCCACUCCCCGCUCGGCCCCACUCUCGCCUUUGCCCCCUCGCCCGCCGCCCCCACCGUGCUCCUCCGCCGCCGCAAAGGCACCCGCUCCGUCCCGUCUGACCCCGGCGGACCCCCGCUUGCCGUGUUCUGGGAUCUCACCGCCGCACGCUACGGCUCGUCACCGGAGCCGGUCUCCGGGUUCUACUUCGUCGCCGUCGCCAACGCCGAGCUCGUGCUGGCGGUCGGCGACCUCGCCGCCGAGUUCGUCAAGGCCAAGUUCGAGGGCCAGAUCCCCAAGGCCCGCUUCCUCCCCGUCGCGCGCCGGGACCGCGUCGUGGCGCCCGGAGACGGACACCACCUCCCGACGGCGACCGCGAUGCACACCGCGCGGGUCCGGUUCGCGGAGGGCGCGCCGGAGCACGAGGUCAGCGUCGGCUGCUCGACGACCUCCCGGGGCGGCGAGGAGGAGCUGUGGGUCAACGUCGACGGGAAGCGCGCGGUCCACACGCGCCGCCUGCGGUGGAACUUCAGAGGGAACCAGACUGUCUUUGUCGACGGCGCGCCCGUCGACGUCAUGUGGGACCUGCACGGCUGGUGGUUCCGGGACCCACCGGGGUGCGCGGUCGUCAUGCUCCGGGCGAGGAGCGCGCUCGAGAGCCGGCUCUGGCUGGAGGAGGAGGCCGCCGCGCCGGGGUUCUCGCUCGUCGUGCAGGCAUUCAAGACCCCGCCUUGAUCUCGAAUUCUCGGACAGGUCAAUGCUCACUGCUUCCCCCUGUACUUCCAUUGACUUGGAAAUUUGGUGCAAUUUAGCAAACCAAACCAACAAGGGAAUUGCUGUAUUUACAGUUUUUCAAACUUAUAGAUUCUAGUGUGUCAAAUGAGUUUCGGAAGACACCAUGAAAUAAAAAUGUGCUAUAGAGAGAGGAGAGAUUGCUGUUUGUGGGAUCAUUGUCUAGAUUGCUGUUUGUGGGAUCA
Phragmites australis (common reed) is the source of this 1361-nucleotide messenger RNA. RefSeq lists its product as uncharacterized. Lineage: Eukaryota; Viridiplantae; Streptophyta; Magnoliopsida; Poales; Poaceae. The transcript has a single exon. The coding region runs from base 178 to 1119 and encodes 313 amino acids. The record is from RefSeq and is a predicted model, not a curated record.